CUCUCUUGGAUAACAAGUGCAGCGGAAGAUUUCUGCCGGAAUAGCUAAGCCGGAGCUCCCUUUAGAAUGAAUCGGAUGUCGUUUUUGCAGAAGACGCUUUUGAUAUAAGAAUGCAGCGCACAAAAGUGAAAUACAAAUACAUAUGUGAGCUGUACCACGGGGCUGGGGGCAUCAUUGGCAGUACUAGACCUAAACAAAGUCCACUUGUUUCGUUCUCCCCCGCCAUCUGCCGAAUGCUUCCCAGCACGUCGAUGCAACCCGUCCCAUGCCCCCCCCCCAAAUCACGUCACAUUCCACGUCCCUAUUAGCCCAAAUUCUUCCUUUGUUUCACCCCCCCUCCCCCACAGCGCCAUCGCUGUCCGUCCCAUCCCCAUCCCCCAUCAGGAA
This is a messenger RNA of Colletotrichum navitas, 387 nucleotides long. RefSeq lists its product as uncharacterized. NCBI's taxonomy places the organism in Eukaryota, Fungi, Ascomycota, Sordariomycetes, Glomerellales, Glomerellaceae. The transcript has a single exon. The record is from RefSeq and is a predicted model, not a curated record. Bases 111 to 308 code for a protein of 65 amino acids.